AUGUCACCUUUAAAUUUAUGGACAUUCGUAGCGUUCGUAUUGGCGAUAUGCAGCACUGAUGCCUUUGAACUCCGUGGUACUGUCUACCUCCCUGACUUAAUGACAGAAAAGGUCGAGCCUUUUAUUGUAAAACUCAAUGGUGGGGAACAAACGACUUUUGUUCGUUCCGAUGGUUCCUUUUUGUUUCGAGACGUGGCAUUUGGUCGCUAUGUCGUGGACAUUCCGUCUACCAAGUUCCUGUUUAGUCAGUAUAAAGUCGAUGUAGGAGCUGAUGGACUCAUUCGUGCUCUUGAGUAUAAAUACGUGGGGGCUCCCAAGACUCACGUUAGUUAUCCACUUGUCGUGGAGCCUGUGAAACAGCUCGAGUACUUUGAACAACGUGAAAAGUUUCAUCUACUUGGAUUGAUUAUGAAUCCGUCUUUUUUGACAAUUGUUGUGCCAAUUGCACUGCUGUAUGUACUGCCGAAACUUACAGAGGGAAUGGAUCCAGAGGAGAUGAAGAAAGCACAGGAGGAGAUGGGAGCAACCGACCCAUCGUCAUUAUUGGCAGGAAUGUUGGGUGGUGGCCAGACUAAUGCUGAAGACAGUGACGACGAUUAA
Molecule: messenger RNA, 600 nt
Organism: Peronospora farinosa
Lineage: Eukaryota; Oomycota; Peronosporomycetes; Peronosporales; Peronosporaceae
Source: the annotation of a GenBank genome assembly